AUACAGUUGGAGUCCAAGCGAGAGCCCGCUUCCAGCGGAGGCUCGUCUCCAUUGUCUCCACUACGACUCACCAGUGGCCUCUAUGACACCAUCAAUACCAUCAACACGGUGAAUUCAAGCUCAAACCACAAUACAGCCCAAAGCAGCAAGUCAAGCACCCGAGCAGUGCCAAGUGUACAUAUUGAGCGAGUUCCCAGGUCGCCGCUGCUGAAAAAACUGCCUCACAAGAAACAUGGAGGUACAAUAUUUCUGGUUAAUGGGAAACCUAUAUUACUCAGGAAACCACUAAAGAAUGGUUUUGAUCUCGAAUUGAGUCUAGCCAGUUUUGGAAAAGAACAGCAUUUGGAAAUUCACAACGAAGUAGUCGCUACGGACGAAGACACCAAUGUAGACUCAGACUCAAACCACAUUGCUAAUGCGAAUGAAAUUAAUGGCAAUGAUAUCAAUGACGAGAACAGCGACAUAAAAGAGAAAACAAAUACGGAUGAGACCAAUGUUAAGAACAGCGACACCCAGGAGAAAAAAAAUAAAGAAGGUAUCAUAAAUGGGGAAGGCUCCAUAACUGAAAUCAGUGUCGAAGGAACGGAUACCGACGUCAAUGACAAGAAUGUUGACAAUGUCAAAGAUGAACUUCUGGUAAAUGGCCAUGAUAUUAAUGGGAUUAAUAUCCACAAUAAUAAAGAAAAGCCAACUAUGGACUCUAGCAAGAGAGCACGCGAGUUGGCUGAUAUAUUGCUCACGACGAGAAAGCUGCUUCAGUCCGAUUGUAAUGUUGUAGAUCCACUUAAAUACGACCCUACGGGCUACCACGAGGUGUAUGCCGAGGAUAACACCAAAAUCUCACGAAGCACGUUUAUUCGGGCGGAAAAGGUGAAGUCAAUGUUCGGUGUCAAAUAUCUCUAUCUCCAGCGAGUCCAUGAUUGGAAUGUAGACAAUGCUGACAGAAACCAACAUCCUGGUGUGGAAGGAGUAUACAACCCACUUCAGAUCAUCAGAAACAGAAAGAUCAGAGCCAAGUACCGCGAGUACGCUAAGCCGUUGACGAUAAAAACGAUACCUCUAGCAUGUAAUGUGUUCAGUAAACACAAUAACGAUGCCAAACAUCCAUGGAGAAUGCUCUGGGCUAUCGAGUUGUCUGAACAAGUGAGCGAUGUAAGCUGGAGAAUCGACCAUUGGCACGAGCUCAAGGGUCCCAAAGGAAAGUUGUGGUUUCCUCCUUCCGCUAGUUCGUCAGAGAUUUCCACUCGACAUUCGAGAAGCAGUCAUAUGAAAAGAAGACUACAUGAUAAACUAUUUAACGAUGAUGACGACAAAAAAAAUAACAAAAAUAACCAUAACAAUAAUGAUACCAUAGAUAAGGAGGACGAUAGACACAAACAAAAGGAAAUGAUAGUGACCAUAUUUUCCGUAUAUCAAGAGCCAAGUCUCCGCAUAAGAAACUUAGAUCACGAUUCCUCUUCCAGCGAUGAGGAGCCAGACGUAGAACCUGUCUUGUCCAAGAACCUGGAUAUCUUGAAGCAGCAGAUGUUCAAGAAGGUCUCGUUAUCUCCGGAGGAAAGUGAUAAACAGGAAACAGAACAAAUAACUGGCAUGGUUCUUGGAUCUCUGACAUCAAUUCCCUUGAUUAAAAUCGACGAAUCAAAAGAUUUUGAUAUCAACGAGGUGGAAUUCACAUCUAUGGAAAAGAAGCCAGAAGAAGACGCAAAGGAGAUAGAAAUGGCCGAACCAGACGAGAAAAUGAAAGAAAAACAGAUAGUUACAGCUGCCUUGGCCAAGAGAGACGAAGAGUUGUCUGUAAUAGUAGAUAAUUUCAGAUAUUUUGAACAAGUUGUCAACGUCAAAACCAACUAUUUGCUAAAAGUCUACCCCAAUUAUACUGGCAUGAUCGGCAAGAAGAUAAACCACAUCAUAUACAAGCAAUUACACGACGUAUUUCAUCUCACCGUCAGCAUUAGUGAUGAUCAUUUGCCUGAAUACGAGGCUUUAUAUCAUGGUUUUCGCAAUGAGGUGAAGUCCAUUGUCCAUAUGAUCAAUGACGACUACUCUGUUAAGAUCGAUAACUUGCUCAGCAACAGCGAUAGAUCCAUUAGUGAAAUCAAUGCCUCAUUGUCUCUUGAGUUGAGAAAGGUUAACGAGAGAUUGGAUAAGUUGAACUCGUCGUUGUUCAGCAAUGUUGUUUCUGAGACACUUAGGGACAGCGAGCAAAAGAUGAAGAUCCGGGAUGGAACCAACCACAAGAUCAUGUACUUUUGCUUGGAGAAUUUAAUUGUCAUCUUCUUGCGUUUAAUAUGGGUUAUUGUGAACGUCUACAAGGUGGGCGAGAAGAUUUUUACAUUUGGCUGGAAUCUUAUUAGACUUGUAUUUAGUUUGAUAUGA
Molecule: messenger RNA, 2376 nt
Organism: Scheffersomyces stipitis CBS 6054
Lineage: Eukaryota; Fungi; Ascomycota; Pichiomycetes; Serinales; Debaryomycetaceae
Exons: 3
Coding region: 694-2376 (560 amino acids)
Source: RefSeq, a predicted model, not a curated record